Messenger RNA from Hyaloscypha bicolor E, 1515 nucleotides. RefSeq lists its product as uncharacterized. NCBI's taxonomy places the organism in Eukaryota, Fungi, Ascomycota, Leotiomycetes, Helotiales, Hyaloscyphaceae. The record is from RefSeq and is a predicted model, not a curated record. Gene Ontology annotation, molecular function: cysteine-type endopeptidase activity. Gene Ontology annotation, biological process: proteolysis. The transcript is spliced from 4 exons. Bases 26 to 1390 code for a protein of 454 amino acids.
UUUGAAUCCACCCAAUGACCUGAAGAUGAUACAUCCCAACAUGCCAGCAAUAAAGAAGAAUCGAAAGCCCACUACACGAGUAAGAGAUCCAGCCACUGGUCGCUUUAGGGGCAUCGCUGUGCAACCAGUUGUCGUUUUACCACCCUGUUGCUCAGUACCACAGCUGCAGGACCUCGCAGCAGUUCCCGUUGAGCCGGUAAUAAAGAUCGAGCCACAAGAGGAGGAAGUUGACUGGAAGGCCGAGUAUUGGAGGUGGAGAGAUAAAUACACUGUGCUGAAGCGACUAACGAAAGUAUCGGAGGCGGUUUUUAAAGGACGCGAAGAUAUGUUGAAGGAAUACAGAGAAAUAAAUGAGGAACACAAACACAUGAUUGGGCGCUUGGAAGCUGCCCAGGAGUUGCACAACAUCAAAAUCGACGAAUUGAAUCUUGAGGUAGAAAGCCUGCAAAGAUGUCUGUCGAAUACCGGGAAACGCAAAUGGACGGACCAGAUCAAAAAUAAUUUUGCACGCAAGUGGCCGAAUCGACGUAAAGCGGGAUACACGCAGGUCAAGGUCUUGAUGGUACGCUGGGAAUCGGAUGAUCUGGGCGUGUCUGAUGAAAUCAAUUCUCUUGCGGAAGUCCUUCAAGGAUCUUAUUAUUUCGAUGUAUCAAAAUACAAUAUUCCCGACAAGGACUCACUGAGCGUUCUAUCAACUCGAGUUAUCGAUUUCAUUGGAGACAGUUCACCAGACACGCUUCUCAUCUUCUAUUAUGCAGGGCAUGGCGGGCUGCACGACACAAGGAGCCACCUCUCCGGUCGCCGUGGCAUCCAGGCCUUCUUCGAACAAUCUGGAUCUGACGCACUUCUAAUCUACGACGCCUGUCACUCCGCCGAGACUGCAAUAUCAAUAGAUUCCCGUUUCCCUCGAAGUAUCACCGAACUCAUCGCAGCAUGCGGUUUCCAAACAGCUGCUCCUGGCGUGGGAGACCAUUCCCUCACUCACACCCUCACCAAGGAGCUUCGCCAUCUCCGCAAAGGAGAUCGCCCAUUUUCCGUGUCAGAAUUAUUUAGCAGGGUGCUCACAAGGCUGAAACAUACGCCUUCUCGGGAGGAUAGGACAACACCUGUUCAUACCACUCUCACUUGGGAGGCGAGCGGGAGAUGCAUUAUGCUCGAACCUCUGAUACAUAUCCCAAGUCCUCGCGAAUAUCCACCUGACACAAUGCCGCUAGCACUGUUUCUGGACACUCAAGGAGAACUCGACACUGCAGAAUACGAAAAAUGGAUUUCAAAUGCCCCACCCAGUGUCUCGAAUCAAAACUGGGGGCAACGCGUACCUUCGAGCAGCAAUGCUCGUAGGAGGCUAAUGGAGCAAGAGCCGAGAAUCAAGCAGGAGAGGACUUGGUAGAUUGGAAAUUCCGGUCCACACUGAUUAUGGGAAUGCUCAGGGUAUUAGUGACAUCUUUUCCUCGGUUUCAUACCUUUCUGGGGGGGAAGGUUGAUGACUUAGGACAAUCAUGAAUAAUCCAUUGC